CUCAACUCCAAUCGUCGACACCACAGGGGCUCGGCGCCCCACGUGCUACUGCCACCUGCUGCAGUGAGUGCCGCUCGAGCCACCGACCGCGCCGGUGCGCGCACGUCCGUAGCGGUCGCCACCGGGCCGGGGCGAGCUCGCGCCCGAAGCGCAUGGAAGAGUUGCAACGUCACUUGAGGGAGGCCAGCGGAUCGUUGGAGAAGGUCCAGUCGACUCAGGCCAAGCACAGUCUCGUUCUGGAAGAACUGCAUUCCUUGAUUCUGGACUUGAAAGCUCUCGCCGAGUCGAAGCAGAAUGGACACUUCAUGGAGAUUCCCAUUCCCAAAGAUCCGCCACUUCUCCCGGGCCUCCUGGAUGAGCCGCUGGGGCCGGCGGUGCAGAAGAAUCCAAAGGGUAAGAGGCGGACCGCUGCCACUUUAUCCAAGGUCUCGGAGGAGCUCACGGAGCUGGGCGAGGGCCGGUGCGCAGCGUCUGCACGGCCCAAGGUCGAGGUCGAGUCCCGUGUGAUCCAGCGGAACCGCAACCCUCACGCCUCCACCUUGCUGGGGCUUUUCACAUCGCCCCGUUCCAGGACGCCCACAGUGAGCAUGGAUGAUCUGGAAGCGCAAACAGCGCGAGACCUCCUCUCCAGCCACACACGCGAGCUGCCCACCGUGCCCGUCUUUCACGAGGAGAACGAGGAUGUCAAUGACACCAGUGAGCCGAUCUUGAAUUUCGACAGCCAGGAUCCGGUGCAUUUCCGAGGUGUUGUGGCAGGCUCCUGCGCUUCGCAGGGCCUAGGUCAGCUGCAGAAAAGUCAAUCAGCGGUGGAGUUCAGCAAUGCCAAUGGCGUGGAUGCCCAGCCACCAAAGGUGAAGACGAUGAGCCGCAUGGGCAGCAUGGAGCGGCAGGAGAUCUUAGGAGACAAUCCGAGGCAUUUGGAUUUGGAUGAGCUCCAGGACAAGCAUGAUGCCAAAGCGCGCUCGCUGGCCAACUCCAACACGGCGUCCAAGGGCUUUGCGGAGACCCACUCCACCGCGCUGGACUUCUAUAGCCCGAUGCCCUGCACCGCACGAGUGUUCUUGCACCUCAUGGGUAUCCUGAGCCCGCAAACCUGGCCCUUCGUCCUCCUACGCAUCUGGAUCUUCAGUCUUCUGGUGGGUGUGGGCGCAUUGAUUGGCCUGAUCAUUUGGCAAAGCAGUGGGAAAGAGUUCUACGAUACCAUCACAACAAUCACCACCACGUGCUACCUGCUUGGGGUGAUGUCCGGGGCUUGGAGCCUUCGAAGAGUGAAGAUCCAGGAGCUCCUGGGAUCCAACAUUGGAAGCUUGGAACUGUAUGCGCACCAGCAUGGCUUUCUGGCAGAGUGGCAUUUCAUGUCCUCCAAGCGACUACUUGAGACCUCGGGAUUCCUCAUGCUCAUGCUGGCCACUCGCUGGCUGGUUCAUUUCGAUUUGUUUGAGCAGCAGGAGGAGCCGUUCGAGCGCACGUGCGGCUUUUGCUUCGCUGCCGUGGGCAUGGCGGCCUUGGCCUACUUGCAGCUCCACCUGGUGGCAGGAUUGGACUUGGCCAUCGAUAGCUUCACGGUGAACUUCUUCCGCAACAUGGACCUGGGUAUCGCUUCAGCGGAGUGGAACGUGGUUCAGGUCACCCUGAGACAAGUCUCCACCAAGCUGGGCGCUUCACUGCUUCUGUUGGGUUCCUCCUGCUUGGUCUCCCUGCUCUUGCUGGUGGAGAUCGCUUUUUUCCGCCCUGAAGAGCAACGAGGGGAGCUCACCAAUGUACAACUGAUCCUUUUCAUCGCUUGGUUGGUUCCUCCGCUACUCCUUUUUUUGUACGUCCUCAUGCGUGCGGCCAACAUCACUGAGAAGGCGAUGCGAGUGGCGCCCUUGGUCAACUCCUGGAGCUUCAAACGUGGCGAGGGCUCGUCCGGGUGGAUGGACGUUGGACGUCAGUACAUGGUUCAGUACAUUCGACAGAGUGAAGCAGGCUUCUACUUCCAAGGCAGAAGGCUCUACAUAUUCCAAAUCACCAAGCUGUGCUAUUACUUGGGCGCCUUUUCCAUGGCGCCUCGGCCGGGACUUCGCGGUCCCUCCGGUCCGGGUGGAGCGGUCCUCUCAAGCAUCAGCUGAGACAGAGCUGCAAUCCGUCGCGGGACGGCUCAGAGACCACAGAGGCGAUCAGAAAACUGUUGCCCUCGCGGUCUGUCGACGACGGUCUUCUGCUCCGGUCGUCAAUGACGUGGUUUUGGGGGGCCGAAAGCGGCCCAAUUUAUGUUUUUUCGGGAGAUCCCGAGUUCUGCAAGUGGCAGUCUUGGAAGUUUCGUCGCCAUCCGUCAACUCUGCCAAGAUGGCAUGGGCCAAGC
Durusdinium trenchii is the source of this 2344-nucleotide messenger RNA. Lineage: Eukaryota; Dinophyceae; Suessiales; Symbiodiniaceae. The record is from the annotation of a GenBank genome assembly.